AGAAGCGCUGGCGGUCAAGGAUGCUGCCUUAGCAUGUCCUGACAUGGAGAUGGUAGACAAGGUCAUCAGGACACUGGCCGCGUUAUUGUCGAACUCUAGCAACGCGAGCCAGCGCUUUCAGUACCUCCAGAAGACAAUCUGCAAGACUAAUUUAGAGGUCCAAGGCAUUCACACCGUCAGAUGGUUGUCACGCGGGGAGGCUGUGCGUCGGUUGUGCAGGGUGCUCGGCGCCUCGAUUGUUCUUCUGGCUGAGAGCAAGCACAAGCUGUACGAGACAGUCAUAUCGUACAAGUUUCAGUUUUGUCUUUUCUUCCUUGCGGACGUCCUCGCCAUCAUGAACGAGCUCAACCUCAAGUUCCAGAAGAAAGAGAUAGCCAAAGACAUUGACGAGGCUACGGGAGACAUGCGCCGGUGCUACCUUGAGUGCGAGGACAUCUUCGGAGCUGGCGAGAGCCCUGUGCUGUCGGAGUUUCUAACGCUGUACGGGCGGGGUGGGGGGAAAAAGGUGCGGGUGCGCGGCGUGGAGACUGAAGGACAUCCCGUUUCCCGCGUCUACAAACUGCACGAGCGACACCUGAAAGGGCAUGUGUACGGCAGCACGUACAAGGAGUGCGAGAAGCUGUGCACCAAGUUUGCACAGGAAUGUGUGACCAGGCUUAACUUCCGCCUCUCCGAUCUCAGGAAGCUGGCACCCACGAAGCUGUUCCGAGCUUCCAAGUGGCCGAAGCAACGGCAGCAGCGCGACAGGAAGGUCCGGGAGUACCUUCACGGAUGCAGUGCUAUCUUUGGCGACAAACUCCCGGGCUUCGACAUGACUGCUGCCGAGAGGGAGCUUCAGACGUGGGCGCCAAUCAUGGAGGCGCACCAUGAGGAUGAGGGCUUUUUCCAGGGUCUGCGCAACUUCAUGAACACAACCGAGGCCUCCAGGCGCCCUGCCAAGGCACCAGUUUUUGCAGCAGCUGAGAGGAAGCGCAAGGAGAAAGAGCUCUCUGAAGAUGAGGUGCAGGAGAAAGAGGACCGCGUGUGUGAGUGGGGGGAGGAGCAGGAUUCAGAUCAGGACGGUGAGGAGGGGUUUGCGGGUGCAGGCCAGGAGGAUGCCUCAGACAACCCGUUCCUUUCGGAGAACGAGGGAGAUGAAGCCGACGAUGGCGAUGACAGGAUCGAGAUGGCUGUUCCAGAGCUCUAG
Molecule: messenger RNA, 1186 nt
Organism: Closterium sp. Naga37s-1
Lineage: Eukaryota; Viridiplantae; Streptophyta; Zygnematophyceae; Desmidiales; Closteriaceae
Source: the annotation of a GenBank genome assembly